Molecule: messenger RNA, 545 nt
Organism: Candidula unifasciata
Lineage: Eukaryota; Metazoa; Mollusca; Gastropoda; Stylommatophora; Geomitridae
Source: the annotation of a GenBank genome assembly
AUGACAUCAGUGAGACUCGAUUACAGGUUUUUCCUGUACGUGUUCAUCUGCUUCUCCGUCUCCUCGUUCCUGGUAACCGGCAUCCUGGUCUACUACCUCAGCCAAAUUGCUGAUGCUCACAGCAGAAACGCCUGGACACUGUUGCGAGAUGAGCCAGACCAGGUGGCGCAGUUUUGGUCACGUGACCCGAUGGUAAUGCAGGGUAUCAGAGCCCGUGGGGUUCAUCACGGGACUGUGAAGGCUGCAACCUUGACCCAGGUGAACUUCAACGACACCUGUGUUGGUUUCGUAUGGAGCGGAUUUCGUGUCAAGGCUGUCCACCAGUACAAGGUAGUGAUAUCAAAUAUGAAGGUCCCAUCCAUGGCACCGAUCCAGGCAGACUUAGGAAAACUGGAGCUGGAGUUCGUCCAGUGUCACCUCAACCUGAGCACGCCUUACCUGGUCAACCUGACCCUGGUGGGAGAGGACGCUGCAGGAACUGCGGAGACCGCUACUGGGGUCAUGUGGACUUCUCAUCAACUGCCUCCUCCACCAGAUUUAGCGAA